UUUGCCUAGGGUUCAAAGGACAGCACAGCUUUUCUUCCUUACUAACUAGACUCGGAGACCUAAACAAAUCUUUCAAGAUUAAAAAUGUCAGGCACCACUUUCACCCUUGAGAAUCCAGUAUUCCGCACAUUUCUAGGAUAUGCAGCUUUGGUGCUCCUUAAAACAAUGGCCAUGAGUGUCAUGACUUCCUAUCAUCGUAUCACCAAAAAGGUGUAUAUUAAUGAAGAAGACACACUUUUAGCGGGGAAAAAGAUCCAUAUUGUCACCAAUAACCCAACAGUAGAGAGGAUAAGAAGGUGUCACCUGAAUGACCUUGAAAAUGUGAUUCCAUUUGUUCUUCUCGGCCUCCUCUAUGUCACAACCGGACCUGCACUGUCAUCUGCUGCACUUCUCUUCAGGGUUUUCACAGCGAGCCGUUUCUUGCACACUGUGGUUUACAUAUUUGCCAUCCCUCAGCCUGCCAGAGCCUUGUGUUUCCUCGUUGGUUUCCUGGUGAAUGUGUGUAUGGGCUACAUGAUUCUUUGCAAAGCAGCUUUUUAAUCACUAUAUUUGUGAUUGGUUUUAUGAUACAAGUUGUUACUAGCUUUUAGAAUAUACAACUAUUUAUGCAUAAUUAUUAAAUAAUUUGUUAUUCAGUAUAAUCAAAUUUGUUUUAGUAUUUUUACUAAUUAUUGAUUUGUAUUAUACAGUGUGAUUUGUUCUAACAUUCCAAUACUAUUACAUGUAAAGUGGUUGUGUUUAGUAGUUGGAUGAGGCUCAAUCUUUGCCUAUUUAAAUUUUUAAAAAAGGUAAUCCACUUUACCAUGAUAAAAAGAAAGAUAAAUAAUCAAGUACCAUGGUGUUCUGUUAUAAACCUUGUUGUAUCUAACAAAAAGAUACUUUUGAGAAGUAUACAUUUUAAGAAGGGAGUUAAAUAUGUUUAUUUUUCUUUCUUCUGCUUAAGGAGCUUAGGGCAAAGAUGACACCUCACCAACAAACUAUUUAUAGUGGCUAUUUAUUUUUUUAAAAACCUCCAUCCAUCUCAAAACAUCCUGCAUCUCUCUCACAAGAACUCCUCAAUGACAUUGUUGGCCUUCCUUUUUGCCACUUUCCCUAAUCUAUGCUUUCCAUCCAUCAUUUUCUUGUGGUUAUCUCCCAUACUGAAAGUGUGUCCUAUCAACUCCACUUACUUUCUAGUAUUACUUUGUUCCUUAUAGUAUUAUCUCCUUAACUUAAUACCUCCCAUAGGCAUAGAUUUUUUUUUAUUUUGCCUGGCCAAUGUACUUUCAAGAUAUAUCGUGAUAUGUUUAUUGAACACUUGAGCAUAUUUGUUGUAACUGCAUCUUUGUGUCAAGGGAUCUAUGCUUUGUUGUUUUGAUGUCAUGGUAUAACAACAGAAUGCUCAAUUUCUGUUUUUUAAUUAUUAAUGUUUUUAUUUUAUUUUUAUAUAAAGAUAACAGUUAAUUAGCUUUUUUUUGGAAUUGCCUGAGUUCAAUGUAACUUCUAAAUGAGAAAAAAACAAAAUAUUUAUAAUUCAAAUUGAUUUCUCAGGAUAAAUGUAAGGAAGUAUAGAUUUCUUAAAUUGUUUAGUUUCAAGUUGUAUUGCUGCAGUUAAGUUUGUUGAUGUCCAGUGCAAGGAAAUACAGAUAUUUUUAAAUUUUUUUUUAGUGUGUUGAUGUCCACUUGUCAAAACAAUAUUUAUGUUUGCUGUUUAUUGCUUAUAUAGGAAUAUACAUUAUUUUGCAUAACCUGUUGUGCCUUUUUAAAACUUACAUCUAUUUGGCAAUUCAAGAUUUAUGCCUCCAGUGAAAAGAUUUUUUUUUUAAUGUUUACAGCUUUAACACUUUUUAUCUUAUAACAUAUUACUAAUUCAUUAAUCAGAUUAUAUAAUUU
Molecule: messenger RNA, 1872 nt
Organism: Physella acuta
Lineage: Eukaryota; Metazoa; Mollusca; Gastropoda; Physidae
Product: microsomal glutathione S-transferase 1
Cellular component (GO): membrane
Source: RefSeq, a predicted model, not a curated record